AUGACCGCUACAGAGAAGACCGGACCCGACUAUGCAACGCCAGACGAGAAAGACAACCAUUUUAGUCCAGUCGACGAAGAAGCCCUCUCACAAAAUCUCAAUGAGAGUUCUCUUGUCCGAAAAUUGGACAUUACCCUGCUACCGGCACUGACUCUUCUGUACCUGCUCUCCUUCCUAGACAGGAGCAAUGUGGGCAAUGCUCGCAUCGAAGGGCUGGCCACAGAUCUACACAUGACCGGCGACCAAUACCUUACGGGUCUUACGCUUUACUUCAUUGGCUAUGUUCUCUUCGAAGUCCCUGCCAAUAUGGUCUUGAAGAUCUGGAAGCCGAAUUUAUGGCUGCCAACAUUAACCCUUGCAUGGGGUGUUGUUUCGACGUUGAUGGGCGUGACUCAAUCACGGGCUGGCUUCUUUGUGGUCCGCUUUUUCUUGGGUGUGACCGAGGCCGGGUUAUUCCCUGGAAUUGUGUUCUAUCUGUCAAUGUGGUACAAGCGCAAUGAGCGACAGUUCAGAGUUGCCCUGUUCUUCAGUGCUGCCUCCCUGGCUGGAGCAUUUGGUGGCAUUCUGGCAUGGGGCAUUGCUCAUAUGAAAGGCGUUGGGGGAUACAACGGUUGGAGGUGGAUCUUCAUACUGGAAGGCUUGCUCACUGUGGUUGUGUCUGCCAUUUCGUAUUUCUUCAUAUACAACUAUCCCGACACAGCUCAAUUCCUUACGGACACGGAGCGGGAUUUCAUUCAGAAACGCCUCAAGGACGAUAGCGAUGCGACUCAAGACGAGAAGUUCAACUGGAACAAUGUCCGGAAGGCCUUCACCGACAUCAAAUGCUACUUGUAUGCUUUUGGCUUCCAUUCUCUUUCGCUACCUUUGUACACGCUAUCCUUAUUUUUGCCGAGUAUCAUCAAGUCACUAGGAUACACGUCGGCGCAAGCGCAGCUUAUGACAAUUCCACCUUACGCAAUAGCAUUUUUUCUCACUGUCGGAUCAGCGAUACUAUCAGAACGGUUACAACUACGAGCGCCGAUUAUCCUGGCGUCCUCAUCUAUUGCCAUCAUUGGAUAUAUCUUACUUCUUACUGAUUACCGCCCUGGAGUCUCAUACUUGGGGACCAUCUUUGCCGCUGCCGGGAUUUAUCCCUCGGUUGCAUUGCAUCUGGCCUGGCCUGCCAACAAUGUCAGUGGACAGACCAAGCGAGCAAUCUCGACAGCACUUCAAAUCAGUAUUGGAAAUUUAGGUGCCGUGCUAGGAAACCAGCUUUAUCGGACCGAGACAGCGCCGAGAUAUUACCUGGGGCACUCAUUUGCAUUAGGCUACCUGAUCGCAAACCUUGCUGUGACCAGUGCCUUGUGGUGGGUACUCAAGCGAGAGAACAAGCGUAAAGAGGGAAAUACUCUGGCGAACGAUUAUCAAGGACCUUGGAUCGGAGAUGAAGAUCCAAGAUGGAGAUUCCAUGUGUGA
Molecule: messenger RNA, 1455 nt
Organism: Exophiala xenobiotica
Lineage: Eukaryota; Fungi; Ascomycota; Eurotiomycetes; Chaetothyriales; Herpotrichiellaceae
Exons: 4
Coding region: 1-1455 (484 amino acids)
Biological process (GO): transmembrane transport
Cellular component (GO): membrane
Molecular function (GO): transmembrane transporter activity
Source: RefSeq, a predicted model, not a curated record